Molecule: messenger RNA, 6247 nt
Organism: Sander lucioperca (pikeperch)
Lineage: Eukaryota; Metazoa; Chordata; Actinopteri; Perciformes; Percidae
Product: interphotoreceptor matrix proteoglycan 1
Exons: 19
Coding region: 332-5035 (1567 amino acids)
Biological process (GO): visual perception
Source: RefSeq, a predicted model, not a curated record
UUGGAUAACUUAAUUUCUAUCACGAUGAUUCCUCUCUCAAAGCAAAGUUGUCUCCCACUGUCCCGCGAUUCCCCCUGGGAGAAGAGGAGCGCCUGCCUCCUCCGUCCGAUGCACAUCCUGCAGACUUCGUUAGGAGUGUUUCAGCUGGAGCGCAGGGCCCUAAAUGAUCCGCCGUCUCCAUGACAACUCGCCCUACGAACACGACUGCACCCAUGAGCUCCACCUGAGCUAGAGGACGCCGCCAGCCCCCCACCCCCCCCCCCCCUUCCCGACUCCCCUUCGCCCUGCUGGAUUUACUUUUUUAUAUAUCUUUGGGAACUUUUCUCCCACGAUGCUGUGGGAAUUUGGUCUUGUGCUGCUGUUCGUCCUCACACCACAAGCCGCUAGAAUUAAAGGGGCCGGCGUCAGGCUGGACCCGGGGACCGUUGGGCCCGUGCGUUUGGUGGAGCUGCUGAAGACGUCGCACACGCAAACCGAAGGUUCGGGGUUCGAAGUGGAAAGACGGCGACCCAAGAGGUCUGUGUUUUUACACUCCGGAGUGAGAAUCUGCCCCCAAGAGACCAUCAACGAAGUGCUCGCCAGCCACCAGGCGUAUUACCAGCUCAGAGUUUGUCAGGAGGCCGUGUGGGAGGCGUUCAGGAUCUUCUUCGACAGGAUCCCCGGGACGGCGGAGUACCAGCGAUGGGUUCACACGUGUCAACACGAGUCACUCUGCAUCUCCGACCUCACCAAAAACUUCAGCAGCUCCGAGGAGCACAUGGGCAUGAUUCACAGGAAGGUGAACCGGAUGAGAGACAGGAGGCCUCCGUCACGAGGAGUGGUGACUCCUGCACCGGCAUCGAAGAUCCCUGAGAAAGCAGGUGCAGAGGUUGAGACUGUCGCUCCGCCAGCCGCCCCAGCAAUUCUCAGCCCUGUGAGUGUCUCUCCGAGCCCCGGCCUCGAGCAGACCCAUCCAAUCGAGGAGGACUCUGAGCUUCCCAACGUGGUCCCAGAGAGUCCCGUGGAGCAGAUGGUGGAGUUCAGCAUCGACCUGGUGGACCCGGGUUACAGAGAGCUGCUGGACGAUCCAGACUCCCCUCAGUACAUCGACCUGGCUCACCACCUGCAGGACCAGAUGCAGCAUGUUUUUGACAAAAUUCCGGGAUUUAAAGCCAUCCAUGUGCUGGGCAUCAGCGAGACGCAGGACACUGACGGGCCCGGAGGAAUCUCGGUGCACUACUCUCUCGUCUUUGAGAUUAAUUCACCUGUAAUAAACUCAGAGAAUUCAGAGACGCCAAGCGGCACCCCGGAGACUUCAGUCAGCUCCGGCCUCAGGGAAAUGGUCGCCAAGGCUCUACGUGAGGAGGCCUCGCUGCCGAUUGAUCUGGACUCGCUCAACUUCGAACCAGAAGCAGUCCUCCUGCCAGCACUGACAGCUACCUCUACAGUAGAAGUAGUGAACGUGUCCAGUGAGCCCGAUUCACACAACGAGUUUGAAGUUUCCAUUGAUGAGCCAGAAGUUGAUAAACCACGGCUGGAUGUUCCCCUCAUGCCCAUGGCGAAGGAAAACGCCCUCAUCACCCUGCUGGAUCCCACGGCUGUCGCGGACGAUGAGAUGACGGCAGUGGGUGAGCCCAAGCCAUUAAGUGAAGACGAGGAGGAAGAAGUUCUGAUCAUUACACAUGAGAUUGAAACCAUUCAUCACGACGAAACUGGGGAACUCGUGAGAGACUACAUCCCGACCCCUCCUGUGGUUCUGGAGCUGGAGACCGACGCUCCCUACGUCAGUCUGUCUCCUAACCUGAUAUCAGAGGAAGACCUGACUCCCAUUGAUGAUGACAGUAAGAAUCCCAGUUUGGAUACUGUCACCCCCACCACACAGAUAUUAUUAACUACAGCUCCCGCUCAAGAGGAAGUUUCCAAUGCGGGACUCCCAAUCACGACACUUUCAGGCAUCACGGGCCAGCCGCCCACUGAGCCGAUAGUAAAGCUUCUAGAAGACGAAGAAGGUAAUGCUCUUCCGGAUGAGGGAGGCCCUGAACCUUAUGACCCCGGCGAGGCUUCGGAAACAGAGCAUGUUUCCGAGUUGGAAACUGAAUUGUUAGAACCAGAGGGAGAGUCAGUGGUGGAACCUGAACAAAUUGAACCAGAGGAAGGGAAUUUAGAGGUGUCAGAAUCUGAGAUAGAAGUAGCUGAAGAGGAAGAAGUAGCUGAAGUUCCAGGGCCAGAGGAAGAAGUAGUCGAAGUUUCAGAGCCAGAAGAAGAAGUAGUCGAAGUUUCAGAGCCAGAGGAAGAACUAGAGGAAGAAGUAGUCGAAGUUUCGGAGCCAGAGGAAGAAGUAGUUGAAGUUUCGGAGCCAGAGGAAGAAGUAGUCGAAGUUUCGGAGCCAGAGGAAGAAGUAGUCGAAGUUUCGGAGCCAGAGGAAGAAGUAGUCGAAGUUUCGGAGCCAGAGGAAGAAGUAGCCGAAGUUUCGGAGCCAGAGGAAGAAGUAGUCGAAGUUUCGGAGCCAGAGGAAGAAGUAGUCGAAGUUUCUGAGCCAGAGGAAGAAGUAGUCGAAGUUUCGGAGUCAGAGGAAGAAGUAGUCGAAGUUUCGGAGCCAGAGGAAGAAGUAGUCGAAGUUUCGGAGCCAGAGGAAGAAGUAGUCGAAGUUUCGGAGCCAGAAGAAGAAGUAGUCGAAGUUUCGGAGCCAGAGGAAGAAGUAGUCGAAGUUUCGGAGCCAGAGGAAGAAGUAGUCGAAGUUUCGGAGCCAGGGGAAGAAGUAGUCGAAGUUUCAGAGCCAGGGGAAGAAGUAGUCGAAGUUUUGGAGCCAGAGGAAGAAGUAGCUGAAGUUUCAGAGCCAGAGGAAGAAGUAGCUGAAGUUUUGGAGCCAGAGGAAGAAGUAGUCGAAGUUUCAGAGCCAGAGAAAGAGUUGGUGGUAGAAAAUCAAGACGAGGCAGCAGCUCCAGAAGCAGAGGAAGAGUCUGAACUUGGUGGGGAUGCAGAUGAGGUUUCAGAACAAGAAGAAGAGGUGGUUGAGCCAGCCGGAUCAGAAGAAACAAUACCUGAAGUUUCCGAGGAAACGGUAUCGGAAGUUUCUGAACAGGCAGGAGAGGUAGCUGAGGAGGAAGUUGUGGAGAUUUCUGAAGUAGAAACAGAAGUUGUUGAAGCUCCAGCGCCAGGUGAAGGUGUGGUUGAAGUGUUGGAACCAGCAUCUGAACCAGAACAGGAAGGGCAUGGAACUGAAGUGACAGAAACAGGACGUGAGGUAGUUGAGACUGCAGAAUCAGAGGAGGAGCCAGAAAAUGCCUCAGAACCAAGUGAAGAACUGGUAGAGGAUGGAGAGAUAUCUCCAGAACCAGAACCAGGGGAAGAGUCAGAAGAAGUAGCCGAUGUACUACAACCAGAUGAGGUUCCAGUACCGCAGGAAGAGCCUGAGGACAUUUCAGAACCACAACUUCCACCAGAGGCUGGAGAAGAGGCAGCUGAUGUUUUUAAGGAAGAACAAGAGGAGGUUGUUGAGAAUCCAAAGGAUGAAACAGAACCAGGGGAAGGCACAGAUCUUGUUUUACCACCGGCAGAAGAGUUACCCGGGGUUUCAGAAAUAGAAGAGGAAGGAGUGGGAGGAGUUGAUGUCCCAGAACCAAAUUCAGAGGAGGGCAUAGUUGAGAUGUCAGGACCAGAACCAGAGGGAGAAGUUACUGAGCCGCCAUCUGAAUCAAUGAAAAUCCUUCACCCGUUGGACAGCGUGGACGAUCUUCACUUUGGAGGGGAUACUGUUCAGGUUAUUGAAGAUAACGAGUUCCUUCCACCAGUUGGACCGAACUAUCCCCAGCCACAUGAGGAAGAUAACUUACCCAUCUUACCGAUAGACAUCCAGCCUUCUGAAGAAGAUGAAGGUGAACCUGACCAUGACUAUCCCGUCAUUGAUGACUUUUACACGGAGGAGGACGUUGACGGCGUGGACACACAAGUGGAGAGUGACACUGGUGCCACCACACUGACCGAAACAUCAGAGAGCGAUCUACAGUUUGAAACAACCUCUGAUAUCGCCGAGUCGACAGCUGCAGACAACCACGACACAUCAGAGGGCGCCGAAGUCACAGAAGAUGUGCCGGAGGAGACGCAACAAAGUGAUUCAUCCCCAGAAAGAGACAUCAGUGCACCUGAGUCUUCAGAGGACGAUGGCGCGGCGCCAGAGGCAGAGUCAGAGCCAGCUGUCGUCAUUAUCGAUGAAGACCUGGAAGACGCAGUACCAAAAGGAAGCGAAGGCCAGACAAUCCCAGCGCCAGCUGCCGAAGACGUCGUAGAUGAGGCUGUGAAGGACCUUGCGGUGGAGCUGGACCAAACGGACGUAGCAGCCACAGAGUCAAAUGAGCUGCCGGACGAGGGGAGCGGAUUCCUACCCGUGGGGGAGGAAGGCAUCGCUGUCGGCGUCACAGCCCCGCCUCCAGUCAGAUACCUGACCACGCCCUCCAUGACCACGGCCGGCCACGGCAGGGAGCUGGUGGUGUUCUUCAGCCUGCGCGUCACCAACAUGGACUUCUCCGAGGACCUCUUCAACAAAACGUCUCCAGAGUACAGAUCGCUGGAGAACACCUUGUUAGACGUGCUGAUGCCGUUCCUGCAGGCGAACCUGACAGGCUUCAAGAAACUGGAGAUUCUAAACUUCAGGAAGGGCAGCGUGGUCGUCAACAGCAAGAUGAAGUUCGCCAAGUCGGUGCCGUACAACAUCACCAGCGCCGUGCACUGUGCCCUGGAGGAGUUCUGCCUCGCCGCCUACCAGAACCUGCACAUCCAGAUCGACACCCACUCUCUGGAUGUUGAACCAGCUGAUCAGGCCAAUCCCUGCAAGUUCCUGGCCUGCGAUGAGUUUUCUCGCUGCGUGGUGAACGGCUGGACAAAGGAGGCUCGGUGUCUGUGCGAGCCGGGCUUCCUGUCGGUGGACGGCCUGCCCUGUCAGAGUCUGUGUGUCCUGCAGCCCGACUACUGCCAAGGAGGCGACUGCCACAUUCUCCCUGGACACGGAGCCGUGUGCAGAUACAAAGACAGCUACUCCCUCCCAGGCCUUGCCAGUUAAGAAAACAUAUCGGAUCGGAGGUCACCUGAGAAUACUACAAAAGGACUCUGUGAAAUAGGAUUCGUCAGCAGGAACUCGGGACUCAUCACAGCCUCACAGUUAGAAAUCAAAAGCUGAAGAGCUUUCAGGACAAACUGUUUGCCUCCAAACUCUUCAGAGCUCUGAGCUUUAUAUCAGAGGACGAUCUUCCUUCAGCGUAAACAGACAUUUAGGCCACUUUGGAAACUGCCGGACAGCCGCCGUCAUCGUCGUCGAAGAGGAUCUCAGCACAUGACUCUGCAGCCUCGAUCAUUGAUCGACCAUGGACUGUUUUUGUACACGUCUGCUGACAAUCUUUGUGUUUGUGUAGUAAAUAGAUGGUUAAAAAUACACAGGAUCUGAUGUGACAUGAUGAGAUCAUCUGAAAGCUCUCAAAUAUGGAAACAAAAAAGGAACCUCGCAUCAGGGAUCUGCUUUAAUUUUUUCAUUUAGGUCUGUAAACACUGUAAAGACUGUCAGAACUGGACACCCUCAUCCUUUCACAGCUUAAUACAAACAUUCUUUACCCCGUUGUACACCUGAACCUCUUAUAUACUGGGACUGAAGAUGAGGAUCACUGUGGAUGUGUCGCCAGAGUAACGAAUAGUAAAAUGCAGCUGAUUUCAUCGAUAUCUUAAUCAGUGGUUACCAACCUUUUUUUUUUUUUUAGCUUGUGACCCCUUAAAAAUCAAGCAAUAGUUACUUUGAGCCCGCUCCUGGUCUCAAGGUUAUGGUUUUGAGCACCAAAAAGUGAAUUUUUUUCUUUCUCAAAUUGUUUGUUUUGAAGGAUUUUUAAAGGCCUAACAAGGUGAAAUAAUCCAGUAUUUCUAAAGGAAAAAGUGAAAAACUAGAAAAGCUAACUGUUUCUGUCUUUGUUAUUGGUGCUUUGAGCUAAAUGCUUACGUUUUGCAGGAAUAAUGUUUACCACGUUUUAUCAUUAUCUUAGUGUAGCUUGUUAGCAUGCUAACAAUGAAUUUUGUGGGCAAAUGCAGCCAUUUUUUGAGUUGUAGAUGUGUAAUAUCACCAUAUUCUCUUGUACAGUUCAUGUAAAUAGACAAAACAUCUCCUUUUGGGCAAAAAAAAUGUAACUUGGACUGUUUUUCUUAUUUGAAGUGUUAAAUUGUCAUCUAAAUGUUUUACAAUCGAUAGUUAAAAAUACAAACUGAGUUGUAUAAGAGAUCCCAUUUUCUUCAU